AUGUCUGUCAUCGGGCGGUUUAGGAUGUGGGUGUUGGCAGGGCAAAGCAAGCCCUCGCCGUCUGUAGGGCAAACGCUAGGUCCAUUGGGCAUCAACAUGAUGGUGCAAUUUAACAAAGAGCUCAAUGCUCGGAUAUCUACGGUGAGACCCAAGGUGCCGGUCCAAGUCACCCUGGUUCCUAAAACGGAUAAGACGUACGCGUUCUGGUUGAGGACACCUCCAGCGAAUUGGUUCAUAAGGCGGGUUGCCAGAUUGCCUCUAUGUGGGGGGAAGGGCCAUAGGAAUAUAGUUGGCACUAUAACGCUCAAGGAGGUUUACCAUAUAGCGAGGGCUAAGAGCAUGGAUCCAACAAACGUAGGGAAGCCGUUGAGGUCGAUAGUCAUAAGCGUUAUUGCUGGAGGAGCUGACGUAGGCACAGCUCACGCCAUGGGCAUCCAAGUGCUCUAUAAGCUGCCCGUACAGCAUCAACAUAGAGACGAUCAGCCUAUCUCUGAUCUGGAUAGGCUCAAGAAGGAGACCAGGGCUCGGUCCAAGCUGAUGAAGCGAGGUUCCUAA
Messenger RNA from Perkinsus marinus ATCC 50983, 555 nucleotides. RefSeq names its product ribosomal protein L11, putative. The transcript is spliced from 7 exons. Gene Ontology annotation, molecular function: structural constituent of ribosome; large ribosomal subunit rRNA binding. The record is from RefSeq and is a predicted model, not a curated record. The coding region runs from base 1 to 555 and encodes 184 amino acids. Gene Ontology annotation, biological process: translation. Gene Ontology annotation, cellular component: ribosome; mitochondrial large ribosomal subunit. NCBI's taxonomy places the organism in Eukaryota, Perkinsozoa, Perkinsida, Perkinsidae.